AUGCCGCGCCAGUUCCAAUUCAUCGCCGUGUCGAAUCCGACAGGCCCUGUCCCUUCGGAGUCGCGAAAGCUGAGCCAUUCGCACGUAACUCGUGAAGCCCAUGCCAAAGAAAGGCGUCUGAGGGUACAAAAAUACCGAAAAGAAAUGAUGCAGUCUCGCACCGAAGGCCUGGCGGGUGCUGAAACACCAAGCCCUCUGGUCCGGAUUGCUGAGCAUUGUAGCAGCCUCUUUUCAGCAUCGGCACCAUCUCUAUCCUCCCAGGAGCAUUUUUUGCUGGAUCAUUAUAUCCGAAUUGUCGUGCCCUACUCGGCCGUGCACUGCGGCUUAUUCGACUACCCCGGUGACCACGGCCCCGACGACCACACGAGGGAGAUUCUACAAGACUGGGUGGGUCUUGCCAUGACAGACAAGGAUCUUCUAGAUACGGCUCUCCUUCUCAGAGCGUGCCGGAGUAUUCUACGUAGCAAACCUGGCGAUCCAGUCAUGACGCAGAUGGCCCUCCAGUAUAGGCAUAGAGGCCUCCAAUCAUUACGGCAGGCACUUGUCAAGCCUGUCAGUGUCGUAACAGUCGCCAUGGCCUUUGCCCUAGUGUUUGAUGAGGAAGUGUUUGGUGAAAUCAGAAUAGCCCGACAUCAUCUACGAGGCGUGUUUUACAUGGCUGAACUCAGCGGAGGCCUGCAAAGUCUUGGCCUCUCAGGGUUGUUGGAGCGUAUAUAUUGGAGGUUUGUAACCAGAAGGGAACUCGAUGACGUUGAUUUGUUAUCAUUACUCAGCAACACGACAUCAUACGUUCAUGAUUCACCCAUCACCCAUUCAAUCCAAGCUCCCCUCGACCCUGUUAUGCCUUCCGUUGAAGCAACUAUUCCCUCCGGCUCCUUGGUCCUCGUGACCGGCGCCACAGGCUUCGUUGCCUCCCACGUCACCCGCCAACUCCUGGAGCGCGGCUACAAAGUCCGAGGCACCGUUCGCGACCUGGCUCAAGCUUCGUGGCUCAUUGACAACCAUUUCAAGUCGUAUUCAGAAAGUGGCCAUCUUGAACUCGUCGUCGUCCCUGAUCUCGUAGCCGAUGGCGCUUUCGAUGAAGCAGUCAAGGGAGUAUCGGCCAUUGCCCACAUUGCAACCAUCUCCAAUCUGGACCCCAACCCACACAACAUCAUUCCUCAAACAGUCACCGGCGCGACAAGUAUUUUGAAGUCUGCCAUCAACGAACCCUCAGUUCAACGAGUCGUGUUUACCAGCUCCAUCAUGGCUGCCGUCCUGCCAGUCGCUGGCAACGACACUCGGGUUGACGAUAACACUUGGAACGAGGCUGCCGUUGAAGCUGCUUGGGCCCCUCCUCCGUAUGAGCCGUCCCGUACCCUGAUCACUUAUGCCGCCAGCAAAGUCGCCGCUGAGAGGGAAGUUUGGAAGUUUGUCAAACAAGAAAAGCCUCACUACACGCUCAACGUCAUCUGCCCGUCGGGUAUAAUCGGCGAGCCCCUUCACAGGAAGCAUGCCGAGGCACCCACCAACUGGAUAGCCACGCACUUCAGGAGGGACAAGACAUCUCUGGAUGCAUUUCCUGCUGCAUUCUUUGUGGAUGUCAAGGACAUUGCACUCCUCCAUGUCGCAGCUAUUCUGGAUCCUCAGGUCAAGAACGCACGUUUGCACAGCUGGGGACAUAGCUCUAACUGGAAUGAAUUUCUUGCUGUCCUUCGAGAGAUCCGUCCCCAGAGGGAGUUUAUUGCCGACUACCCCGACCCUUACUACGUCACAAUCUCCACUGACCAGUCUGACUCUGUGGCCCUAUUGAACAGGUGGGCCGGUCAGGAAGGUUGGAGGCUGCGGAAGGACAGUAUCUCUGAGAGCAUCGAGAAUCCGCACUUCCAGCUCUAG
Messenger RNA from Fusarium keratoplasticum, 1875 nucleotides. Its product is annotated as Epimerase domain-containing protein. The record is from RefSeq and is a predicted model, not a curated record. Lineage: Eukaryota; Fungi; Ascomycota; Sordariomycetes; Hypocreales; Nectriaceae. Gene Ontology annotation, molecular function: oxidoreductase activity, acting on the CH-OH group of donors, NAD or NADP as acceptor. The transcript has 5 exons. Bases 1 to 1875 code for a protein of 624 amino acids.